Molecule: messenger RNA, 837 nt
Organism: Penicillium riverlandense
Lineage: Eukaryota; Fungi; Ascomycota; Eurotiomycetes; Eurotiales; Aspergillaceae
Exons: 7
Coding region: 1-837 (278 amino acids)
Biological process (GO): endoplasmic reticulum membrane organization
Cellular component (GO): endoplasmic reticulum membrane; plasma membrane
Molecular function (GO): FFAT motif binding
Source: RefSeq, a predicted model, not a curated record
AUGUCUAUGGAAAUCGAUCCCCCCGAGCUGAGCUUCAAGCGGCCCUUCAGCCAGGAGGUUUGCCAGGUCCUGCAUCUGCGCAACCUGAACGAGGAGGCCGUGGUGUUCAAGGUCAAAACCACCGCCCCGAAGCAUUACUGCGUGCGCCCCAACUCCGGCCGUAUUGAGCCCGGCAAGGCUGUCGAUGUUCAGGUUCUGCUGCAGGCCAUGAAGGAGGAGCCCGCUCUGGACGCGAAAUGCAAGGACAAAUUCCUGGUUCAGUCUGUGUCGGUCACUCGUGACAUGGAGUUUGCGAACGUUACGUCGAUCUUCGAGAAAACCCCCAAGUCUUCCGUGGUGGAACGCAAGAUCCGCGUGAACUGGCUGCCAUCCGAUGCUACCGUAGGCUCCGGCGCAGGCCAGACCGUCGACGACGAGCCCCCAGCUUACACCUCCCCCGGCGGAAACUUCGAAACCCCCGCCCCAGGUCUGUCGACGAAGAAGAGCACCGACGACACCUCUCCGCUCCCUCCUCCCAAUUUCUCCGAGAAGCCCGUCAAGCUCGAGCCCUCCCCCCAGCCGUCGCAAGAGAACUUCAGCUCGUCCACCGCAACCGCCAAGUCCGCCGUGGCCGGCGCUUCUCAAUCCACAAGUGAAAUGCAGGCUCAGCUCUCCGAUGCACGAGAACAGAUUCAGCGGCUCAAGGACCGCCUGGCAGAUCAGGGCUUGCGGCAGCGGAAGACUGGCGCGGAGGCUGGCGGCAAUGCUCCCCCGCCACUAUGCAGCAGCAGCAUUCGCAGACCGCGUCGGGCGUACCACUCCAGAUCGUGGCGGGUUUGUGUCUACUCAGCUUCUUGA